Lottia gigantea (owl limpet) is the source of this 720-nucleotide messenger RNA. RefSeq lists its product as hypothetical. The record is from RefSeq and is a predicted model, not a curated record. NCBI's taxonomy places the organism in Eukaryota, Metazoa, Mollusca, Gastropoda, Lottiidae. Bases 1 to 720 code for a protein of 239 amino acids. The transcript has 6 exons.
AUGGAUCUAUGUUGUAAUGUACACGAUGGAUUGGAAGGCCCUACAAGUUCUAUUUUAGUCAAUGGCCAAUACGAGUACUAUCAUUAUGCAUGUGAUGGAACAUCGGAUCAAGGCUGGGGUUGUGGUUAUAGGACACUACAGACUUUAUGUUCGUGGAUAAAAGCUAAGACUAGUUAUCAAAGAGAUGUACCAAACCUACAGGAGAUACAAACGGCAUUAGUUGAGAUAGAAGACAAGCCAGCUUCGUUCUGUGGAUCAAAAUCAUGGAUUGGAAGUUUUGAAGUAUGCCUGUGUAUUGAUAUUUUCUAUCAUGUUGCCUGUAAGAUAAUUCAUGUUAACCAUGGUUCAGAAUUACCCCAACACAUAAAACAAAUAUAUCAUCAUUUCCAAGAUAUAGGAUCACCAAUUAUGAUGGGUGGAGAAAGUGAUAAUUCAUCUAAAGGUAUCAUUGGUGCUUCUCUGAAUCCACCAUCUUUACUGGUUUUGGAUCCACAUUACCAUGGGCCAAAGUUAUCUAAAAAGCAACUGCAAGAAAAUGGUUGGAUAAAAUGGAGAGCUCUUGAAACGUUUUCUCAGGAUUCAUUUUACAAUUUAUGUUUACCACAGUAUAAAGAAAUUGGAAAUUUUUAUUUUCCACAGCAUGUGACUGGCUGUGACACAUCAAAUGUCCCCAAAGAAAAGUGCAAAUGUCCUCAUCUUGGGACAAGUCCCUAUGGUUGA